Messenger RNA from Paramuricea clavata, 537 nucleotides. The record is from the annotation of a GenBank genome assembly. Lineage: Eukaryota; Metazoa; Cnidaria; Anthozoa; Malacalcyonacea; Plexauridae.
CCCAUGGAAAAUUAUUGGUAAAUAUUAAGAAAGUGAAUGGCAUGCUAAAUGAUGGUGCUAGCAUUGAAAAACUGGAGCAAGCCAGAGAUGCUUUAGACCUUGAAAUGGAAAAUUUUGGUGAAGCACACGGCAAGUAUAAUUGUAUGUUGUCAUCCACAGAAGACAAAGAUCAAUCCUACCAAUGGUUUGACACUAGAAAUAGAGAAUACUAUCGAUGUAGACUUAAGGUAUGUGAGCGGAUUCAUGCUUUAGAGAGAGAGUUAUACAGUAAACCGAACAGUAAUAGAUCAAGUAUGCAGUCUAAGUCAUCAAGUUCCUCUGCCCAUUCGAGAAGGGUAAAAGCAGUAGCAACCGCAGCAAAGCUGGAAGUAGAGAUGAAGUUUCUUGAUCAGGAAACUGAACUUAAAAGGCUUCAGAUACUGAAGCAAAUUGAAAUGGCAAAUGCAGAGGAGAGGGCAAUGUUAAAAAUUCAAGAAGAGGAAGUGGCAAUACCUUCCUAUGAUGAUAUAAAUAAGAACAUAGAUAAAGUAGUUCCUG